Striga asiatica is the source of this 363-nucleotide messenger RNA. Lineage: Eukaryota; Viridiplantae; Streptophyta; Magnoliopsida; Lamiales; Orobanchaceae. The record is from the annotation of a GenBank genome assembly.
AUGGAAGAGGAGCUGUUGAUCAUUAGAGACUGGCUUAUCAAAGGAGCAGAGAAAGGGUGGCAAGAGGUGGUGGUUUUUAUGCAGAACAGAAAUCUGGCCAAAUCUCUAAGAGAAAAGCUGGACAAAAUAAAAAUAAAACUCUUCAGUCCCAAAAUUCUAGAAACCAAAAAGCCAGUAGGAGCAGCCAUCUUCAAAUUUUACCCGUCCGUCCCCAUCAUCCCUAAUCAAGACCACGAGACGACAUCUUCAGCUAUCGUAAUGGAAGGAGGUGAGAAUGAACCGUUGCUCGAAAUUAACCCGUCAGUCCCCAUCAUCCCUAAUCGAGACCACGAGACGACAUCUUCAGCUAUCGUAAUGGAAUGA